Molecule: messenger RNA, 808 nt
Organism: Nematolebias whitei (Rio pearlfish)
Lineage: Eukaryota; Metazoa; Chordata; Actinopteri; Cyprinodontiformes; Rivulidae
Gene: rflnb
Product: refilin B
Exons: 3
Coding region: 197-808 (203 amino acids)
Biological process (GO): actin filament bundle organization; skeletal system morphogenesis; negative regulation of bone mineralization involved in bone maturation
Cellular component (GO): actin filament bundle
Molecular function (GO): filamin binding
Source: RefSeq, a predicted model, not a curated record
AAGGUUUGUAGAGGGGCUCACUCUUUAGCUGCCUGUACGUGGCUUGAGUUUGAAAGUUUGAACUUGUGAACAGCUGAGUUUCCACCCCCAGGUUGAUUAUAUUUCCAGCCCCACGAGGAACUUCACACGAACGGAAGUGCGCUCCGCUUUCAAAAGUCGCUGGACUUUUGCAACUUCUUUUUUUUUUUGGCAAGAAAUGGUAGGUAGUUUGAACUUGCCAAAUGUUUGCGAAGGAGACCCUCUGGGUAUGAGCUGCAGCAGCAGGGCUGAGAGGGGACUAGACAGCCCGGACUCCGGGCUCCCUCCGAGCCCCAGCGCCUGGCUGCAGCCCGCCAGCUCCGACAAGACCGGCGGGGUGAGCCCGGUGUCCGAGGACGAGGGAAGCGGCUCCAUGGUUUCAGUCCUACCAGCUGGAAGUUUACCACACCUACAGCCACUGUCCUUCGGAGAAGGCAUAGCUCUCGAUCCAUUACCAUCCAAGGAACUGAGAUACACGUCGUUCGUGAACUAUGACUCGGAUCGUCACUUCAUCCAGAACGUGGACCUGCAGCCGUUGGGCCGGGGCCUCCAGCGCUGCAGGCAGACCGUCGUGGCCGUCCCCCACAGCACCUGGCGUCGCUACAAGACUCAGCUGGAGUUUGAGCCACGCCUCCGCCCCCACAGCUUCAAGAGCACCGCCAUCAUCUACCCCAAGAGAACCAGCGAAGUCUACAUGACGGAGCUGAGCUACGACUCCCGCCGGCUGCGCAGGCGCUUCCUGUCGAGCGUGGAGCUGGAGGUGGUCGGCAGCAGGAGGCUGCCUCAGUGA